AUGGACGUUACUCUUCAAGUAGUAAUUAUUAUAAGUGUCCUACUGCUCGGCAUUUCUGACGCUCUUCCAAAGAAGCCGUAUUAUUGGACAACUCGGAAAUUGGAAUGUAAAACCAUAGCAGGUCAUCAAGUAUCACGCUGUGCCUUAUUUAAUCCAGAAUCAAAAGCUGAACUGAAUCCUUUGUGUUACGAGGAAACUGAUGAGAUAAGAAAUGAAACAAAAAUUUAUUGCCGUAUAAUGUGCGAAGAAUCAGACGACACAACUGUACUGGCAAAAGUGCCCACAUGGAAUCAUGCUUGUAACAUUUACUACAAUUACAUGCUCGAAAGAUUCCGUGAGGAUUGGUAUUUAUGGCGUUCAGGUGAUUGCCUCAAUACAACUAUAACAUUCGAAGUACGAUGUGGCUUUGCACGUGAUUCACGCGUGUUUUAUCGACAAAAUCAAAAAUUAUUUGAAUACGAUGAUUCAGAAGAUGAGCAGAAACGAGCGAGAAAUUGGCGAAUUGCAUUUGCAUAG
Messenger RNA from Acanthocheilonema viteae, 516 nucleotides. NCBI's taxonomy places the organism in Eukaryota, Metazoa, Nematoda, Chromadorea, Rhabditida, Onchocercidae. The record is from the annotation of a GenBank genome assembly.